Messenger RNA from Puma concolor (puma), 1701 nucleotides. RefSeq names its product leucine rich repeat containing 31 (gene LRRC31). Gene Ontology annotation, molecular function: protein binding. The record is from RefSeq and is a predicted model, not a curated record. NCBI's taxonomy places the organism in Eukaryota, Metazoa, Chordata, Mammalia, Carnivora, Felidae.
AUGAGUCAAAGAAGGAAGAAAAAUUCCUCAGAUGGAGAAACCAAACCCCGGACUUCGUUUGUCAACAAAUUCUUCAGGAGCUCAAAACUCAGGCCCACCAAAGCUGAAAGCAGAAAAAAGAGCAAUGACCUUGAAGCUGCUGAUUUCCAACCCAGCGAUGACACACAGAGAACAGAAAACAUCUUAGAUACUGCUAAGCCUCUCACUUCAGAAAUGGAGUUGGGAUCCAGGAUGGAGAAAAACGAGCAGUUCCUGCAGAAGCUGGGCAGAAAGGCUGUCAACAAGUGUCUGGAUCUGAAUAACUGCGGAUUAACGACCGCGGACGUGAGGGAAGUGGUUGCUUUGCUGCCUCUUCUCCCAGACUUGGAAAAACUGGAUAUUUCCUGGAAUGAUCUUAUAGGUGGAAGCCUCCAUUCAGUCACCCAGCAAAUGCAUCUCGUCAGCAAGUUAAAAAUCCUGAGGCUGGGAAGUUGCAGACUUACCACUGAUGAUGUUCGAGCACUGGGAGAAGCACUGGAGGCAAUACCUGAGCUGGAAGAGCUGAACUUGUCCUGGAACAGUAAAGUGGGAGGAAACUUGCCUCUGAUCCUCCAGAAGUUCCAAGAAGGGAGCAAGAUACAAACACUUGAGCUCGUAGAUUGCAACCUCACAUCAGAAGAUGGGGCGUUUGUGGGUCAGUUGCUACCCAUGAUGCAAAAUCUUGAAGUACUUGAUCUUUCCAUUAACAGAAACAUCGGUGGCAGUCUAAACAGUAUUGCUCAGGGAUUAAAAAGUACCUCAAAUCUGAAAGUACUGAAGUUACAUUCAUGUGGACUAUUGCAAAAGAGUGUCAGAAUAUUGGAUGCUGCUUUUAGGUACUUGUGUGAACUGAGGAAAUUAGACCUUUCCUGCAACAAGGAGCUGGGUGGAGGUUUUGAAGACUCGUCAGCUCAGUUGGCCAUGUUGGAGCAUCUAGAAGUCCUGGAUCUUCACCAGUGCUCGCUGACGGUAGAUGACGUGAUGUCGCUGACCCAGGUAAUCCCUUUACUCUCGAGUCUUCAAGAGUUGGAUUUAUCUGCCAACAAAAAGAUGGGCGGCUCUUCUGAAAACCUACUCAGCCGGCUCCGAUUUUUACCAGCCCUGAAGUCCUUACUCAUCAACAACUGUGCUUUGCAAAGUGAGACGUUUACCGCCCUCGCUGAAGCCUCUGCUCACCUCCCUGCUCUGGAAGUAUUCGACCUUUCUUGGAACAAAUGUAUUGGUGGCAACCUGAAGCUGCUUCUGGAAACACUGAAGUUCUCAGAGUCCCUUCAAGUGCUGAGACUGAGCAGCUGUUCCCUGGUGACAGAGGACGUGGCUGUCCUGGCAUCACUAAUACAGACGGGUCAUCUUGCCAAGCUGCAGAAGCUUAUCCUGAGCUAUAACGACAGUAUCUGUGACACAGGAUGGGCCAUCUUCUGCCAAAACAUGUGGUUCCUCAAAGAGUUAACCGAGCUGGAUAUCAGCCUUAGGCCAUCAACUUCCCGGGACUGCGGACAAUGGUUUAGACAUUUGUUAUGUGCUGUCACCACACUUCCCAAGAUCACGGAGAUAGGGAUGAAAAGGUGGAUCCUCCCUGCUACACAGGAGGAAGAACUCGAACGUUUUCACCAAGAUCACAGAUGCAGCAUUCACUUUGACCUUGGUGAAUUUCAGGAAGCUGAUUUCCCACGGCUUAACUAA